This is a messenger RNA of Trichophyton verrucosum HKI 0517, 2784 nucleotides long. RefSeq lists its product as uncharacterized. NCBI's taxonomy places the organism in Eukaryota, Fungi, Ascomycota, Eurotiomycetes, Onygenales, Arthrodermataceae. Bases 1 to 2784 code for a protein of 927 amino acids. The record is from RefSeq and is a predicted model, not a curated record. The transcript has 3 exons.
AUGCAUGACGUCGAGCUGAAUAUCAAAAAGAAAAAGCCAACGACGGGGCAAAACAGGGGUCACGUGCAAAUAAGUUUUCUGGCAGUAAAAGACGGUGAGGAAGAGGCUGACCAAUCACCGCUUUCCGAAAGUGGAAGCCCACGCCAAGACUCUCCGAGCGGCAGAAAAUACGCCGGACUUACGUUUCUCCGUCGCCGACCGCCUCGUCGUGCCGAUCUUUACCAAAAGAGGAAUCGAGAGGGUGGUCCCUGCGUUUUGCCUUUCUUUUUUUCUUCAUCAUCGACUUUCUUUCUUCUUUUCACCUUUCGACUUCACCAACUUCACGACAAGCCAGAGCAGCGUCGUUCCUCGCAGACAAGCACCCCUUCACCAGACACAGAGACCACCACCCGUACCAAAUAUCGUCGAUUGCCCUUUUUCUCUUCUUGCCAACAUGGCGGUCGCUGGGCUCUAAAUUCUCCCUGCUGGGGGGGCAUCGUACCCUCUAAGGGACCCCCCAGCCCGAGAUUAGUCCAACGAGUUCAAACAACAAGAAAAGAAAGAAGAAAGAUUCUACCAAAUCGACCUCGACGAUAUUUGAAGAUAACUCUUUCGACGACUUCUGCUUCUACCCCGAUACUAUAUUUUCCUAUCCUCUUUUGGCUGUUUAAACAGGUGUAUCGAGGCUCCUUCGACAAGAUCAAAUUCCCACCUACAACAAACCUUAAAAAAAUCUUGAGAUCAAAAAGGGAAAAUUUUUCCCUCCCUCCAACAUUGAUAACGCAAAAGAAAAGGAGGGUGAUCAAGGACAAAAGAUCGACAAUGGGUCGUUCCGGGGUAAAGACAUCUCGGCCAUCGUCGUCCAUGUCUCGUUCAAAACAGCGCCGCCAAACCAUUAGCGGAAAAUCCCGUUCGUCGCAGCUCAAACUUAGGCUGAAGAAAAACAACAAACGCAGAGCGCCGCCUUCUAUCUCGAGUGAUGAUUCAUCCAGUGAAGAUAUGAAUUCUGGUAACGAAGACGACGACGACGAAGAUGGCGGGGACUCGAGUGAAGAUGAUGAUGAAGAUUCCACCCCAGCAGCGUUUGCCCCGUCUUAUGGUGGCAAGAAACGACUUGGCCAUAAGACGGGGCGUACUGGUGGGAUUUCUUUGUUGCAGGACAGGAAGCUGAAGGGUGAGCAGGAUGCUGCUGCUGACGAGGAUGUUAAUGAAGAUGCAGUCUCGGUCAGCUCUGUUGGCUCUGUUAGCCCCGGUGAUAUCGACGAUUCCGACGACUCUGAUGAUUAUCAGGGUGUUGAUGAAGUCAGUGAUGGUGAAGACGAAGAGUUGAUGCUGGAGAAAAUCGAAGAGGAGAUCAUUCUGGAAUCUGAAAAUGAAAGGUCUACGUUAAGCAGGCUGGCCGGUAGUGUCAGCGGAGGGGACGAAUGGACGGGGUUGGAUGACCUUGAACACCGUCCAUUCUACUCUGCUGGCUCUUUCUUCGAUGAUGAGCAUCUUCUCCUACAGUCUGGAGGACACAGUGACGCCGUUGAUGCAGGAAUGACCAGCGAGGCGGCUGAGACACCUGUUCAACGACGAGUUCACUUUGAGACGGAUGACUCGUCCGACUCUGAUAAAUCUAGUGAUGAAGAUGAGCUAUUUCCCGACUUUUUACAUCAGGAUCAACUUGACCCUGAUCUACGACGCAUGAUCGAGACGGAUUCCACUCCUGGGCGAUCACAAAGUUCCCUUGAUCUGUUUGUCAACAGUGACUUCUGUGACUUGCCUGAUAACAUCUAUCAUGUGGAGGAGUCCGAUAACUCGAUGGGAAGCUCGAGUGGCUAUGAAUCUGAUGAUGGUGAAACCACUGAUGAGGAGGAUUACCUUCCCCUGGCUACCAUCACUCAUCCAAGGUCCCUUCUCCGCAGAGAGUCGAGUGCCUCACUCUCCGGGGAUGAGGAAAACAAGGCUGACUCUUGUGUUCCUCAGCGAGGACCUCUGAGAGGAACCUUCAUUGCUGAUCCACACAAACCAGUUGCUGUCGUUGCUCCCAACGGCAGACAGCUGAUUCUUAUACCUCCAUAUGCAUCUUCCCGCCAUGAGUGGCUCGAAUCAGCUGCCGGUAGCCUGGCUAACACUGCCAACAACUCGCCUCGUACUAGUACGAUGCACAAUGUCGACGACAGUGAUACCGAUGCACUGGUAUCUCCUCGUCACACCGACAUGAGCCCUAUGUUAAGCUCCAAUGCCAACCUUAUGAUGAGUGCACUGGGAAAUGACUCGGUAGGCCAGGUCACGGGCCCUCCGGAGGCAUUCUAUCCUACCAACGGCUACUUGAUGGAUGCUAGUUUCGAUGAAGACGAGGAUGACAGCGAAGCUAUGCUUAACGUCGAUGACUUCAUCAACUUCAGCGAUGAUUCGUCUGACGAUGAAAGGGAUGACUCGGACGAACCAACUUCCCCAGCUGCUACAUCUACUAUUGGUUGUCAGACACCAACACCUAGACGUCCUUCUGGUACUGCAACAGACAACGACGAGACCCCUACACAGGCCAGCAGUGCUGAACGACUUCUCAACCACCUUGAUCGCGGCAUUGUCACUGCCUUCCGCCGCAAUCAUAAUAGAUACCAGGCACUGAUCCGUCUCCCCCAUCACAGGGAGUUUUUACCUGCAAAUUCUCCAUCUCAGCCUGCAAGUGCCUUCAAACGCUCGAAUCCUCGCACUCCCACCAGAAAGAGACAGGCGAGCACGUACCUUGGCAGUGAGGCUGUCCGGAGAAAGCUGGUAGACUCACAUCGCAGCAGAAGAAACACUGUUGCUUAUUGA